Messenger RNA from Etheostoma cragini (Arkansas darter), 6758 nucleotides. RefSeq names its product diacylglycerol kinase beta (gene dgkg). The transcript is spliced from 27 exons. The coding region runs from base 710 to 3406 and encodes 898 amino acids. Gene Ontology annotation, biological process: diacylglycerol metabolic process; lipid phosphorylation; intracellular signal transduction. Gene Ontology annotation, cellular component: plasma membrane. Lineage: Eukaryota; Metazoa; Chordata; Actinopteri; Perciformes; Percidae. Gene Ontology annotation, molecular function: calcium ion binding; ATP-dependent diacylglycerol kinase activity. The record is from RefSeq and is a predicted model, not a curated record.
GAGAGGAGAGGAGGGGAGGGCAGCAAAGGGAGAAAAAAAAAGACUUAAUCAAUUGAGGGUAGAUGGGAGGGAUGUUGCUGCUGUCCCUGCCGAGGCUCCAGUGCCACUGCUGCCGUGCUGCAUGUAGCUGAGUGUUUGUGUGAGCAGAGAGGACGACUCGCCUGCUGCUGCUGCUGCUGCGGCUUACUGGGAGCCAGACACCAGCCCAGCCACGACUUCACAUCCUGGAGCCCACUGACUAACUGUCUGACUAUAGCGGGGUCUUCAGUGAACGAGCAAACAGGGAUGAUACAUGGACUAGAGAAGGAGCAGCAAUAGCCCGAGGUCAGAGAAGGUGUUUUUUGUUGCUGACGUCCUGAGUAAUCUUGUGCCAUCUCUGAGUCAAGAGGAGUAGGCCUAGUUAGUUACAUUGACAGACAAUCCCCAUACGUCUUUUUUGUUUUUUUAUUUUGGAACUCAAAGUGACAAAUUCAACAUUUGAGUGCCUCAGCAAUAGAAAACACUACCCGUGUGGCCUCAGUUAUUUCAACUCUCCACCUCCUGUGUGAUCGCACGGUGCUUGCUGUAAAAUGGCAGAGAUGACAUCCCAAAACCUCUUUGCCUCAGCCUCGUUACACAGCUCGACAAGAGGAUAACCAUCAAUCCCCAAGCGCCACUCGUGGACCGACACACUCCCGGACGCAGAGCCCCGCCCCUGGCUUCAGGCAGCAUGGGAGACGGGAGCUGGGUCUGUCUGAACCCAGCUGAGUUCACCCAGCUGCAACAAUACAGCGAGUAUUCCACAAAGAAGCUGAAGGAUGUGCUGGAGGAGUUUCACGGGGAAGGAAUUCUUUCCAAAUACAAUCCUGAGCAGAAGCAAGACGUUCUCAACCAACCCAUUGAUUACGAGGGCUUCCAGCUUUUUAUGGCCACUUACCUGGAAAACGACAUCCCAGAGGAGCUGUGUCAGCACCUCUUCACAUCCUUCAAGAGCAAGACAGGAGGCUGCUCUCCCGAUCAGUCUCGUGCAGGAACCAGCUUACUGGAGGCCCGUUCCAUUGACGCAGGCAUCUCUAUUCAGACCGAAGUGGCCUGUGCCCCCAUUACAGGGAUGAACGGGAAAAGCAUCCUGUCCGCAAUGGGCCGGCACACACCGGAGCACUCCAGUGUGAUGAGCGCAGCGGCAGGCUCGGGAGCCAACACCCCCCCUUGUUUAUCUCGCUCCUCCUCGCAGCAUUCAGGGACGGGGGCCUGCACACCUGGAGGUCCCCAACGAUCACCUAGCACCCAGGUCAAAACCUCCGAGGCGAGCAGCAAUGCCCUGAGCCCCAACACUGGUCUUGCCAAGUCGCCAGUGUCCCCCAAACUUUCACCAGAGAGGAGCCACUCCGAGAAGCAUUUGUCACUGCGGAGGAGUCCGUCGCCCCAGAAAGGCUCCCCGCCGCCCCAGGUGGUCUUUCUCAAGGACAUCGUCUGCUACCUUUCCCUGCUGGAGAGAGGGACGCCGGAGGACAAGCUGGAGUUCAUGUUCCGGCUGUAUGACACCGACGGCAACGGGGUUCUGGACAGCUCGGAGCUGGAUCGCAUCAUCAAUCAGAUGGUGCAUGUGGCAGAGUAUCUGGAGUGGGAUUCAACAGAACUGCGACCGAUACUGAAGGAAAUGAUGGAAGAGAUUGACUACGACAGAGACGGGACAGUCACACUGGAGGAGUGGAUCAGAGGAGGCCUCACCACCAUCCCUUUACUGGUCCUGCUGGGCAUGGAAACGAAUGUACAGGAAGAUGGGCAACAUGUUUGGCGUCUGAAGCACUUCAACAAACCAGCCUACUGUAACUACUGCCAUACCAUGCUGCUCGGAGUCCGCAAGCAGGGCCUCUGCUGCUCCUUAUGCAAGUACACAGUGCACGAACGCUGUGUGUCCAAAGACAUCGCUGCCUGCAUCAGCACCUACGCCAAGUCACGGAGACACACUAACGCUACGGAACAUGUUUGGAUGGAGGGUAACUCUCCAACCAAGUGCGACCGCUGUCACAGAAGCAUCAAGUGUUACCAGGGCCUGACGGGCCUGCACUGUGUCUGGUGUCACAUCACUCUCCAUAAUAAGUGUGCAUCUAAUGUGAAGCCGGAGUGUGAUGGAGGAGCCUUGAGGGACCACACUCUCUUGCCUUCGUACAUCUGCCCCGUUGUCUUGGACCGUCAUUCUGUAGUGAAACGUGGUGAGGGGGAGUCACCACCCAGCACCAGCCCCGAUGAUAUCACUCAGAUUUUCAAGUUCUCCCCUGGAGACGGACAAGCACUGCAGAUCACCCCUCUCCCAGGUACUCACCCGCUCCUGGUCCUGGUCAAUCCCAAGAGUGGAGGGAGACAGGGGGAGCGGGUACUGAGGAAGUUCAGGUACCUACUAAACCCCAGGCAGGUGUACAGUUUGGACCAAGGGGGACCAAUGGUAGGGCUCAACUUUUUCCAUGAUGUCCCUGAUUUCCGGGUGCUUGCUUGCGGAGGUGACGGCACUGUGGGCUGGAUCCUCGACUGUAUAGAUAAGGCCAACUUUGCCAGGCACCCUCCAGUGGCCAUCCUCCCUCUGGGCACAGGGAACGACCUGGCUCGCUGCAUACGCUGGGGAGGAGGAUACGAGGGCGGCAGCUUGUUGAAGUUUCUCCGGGACAUUGAGCACAGCACAGAGGGGAUGCUGGACCGCUGGAACAUAGACAUUGUCCCUGAUGACAAGGAAGAGAAGGGAGACCCUGUCCCCUACAGCAUCAUCAACAACUACUUCUCUAUUGGAGUGGAUGCCUCCAUCGCCCAUCGCUUUCAUCUGAUGCGAGAAAAGCACCCUGAGAAGUUCAACAGCAGAAUGAAAAACAAGCUCUGGUACUUUGAGUUUGGCACCACUGAGACCAUAUCUGCCACCUGCAAGAAACUCAACGAAUGCAUAGAAGUCGAGUGCGACGGAAUCAUCAUGGACCUCAGCAACACUUCCCUGGAGGGCAUCGCUGUGCUCAACAUUCCCAGCAUGCACGGCGGCUCCAACCUGUGGGGCGAGACGAAGAAGAGGAGGAACUACAACCGCAUGAGCAAGAAGGUUCCUGACAGGAUGCCAGCCAGCACCGUCACAGACGCUAAAGAGCUCAAAUUUUGCAUGCAAGACUUCAGUGACCAGCUGGUAGAGGUGGUUGGCCUGGAAGGGGCAAUAGAGAUGGGUCAGAUCUACACUGGACUGAAGAGUGCAGGUCGCAGACUGGCUCAGUGCGCCAACGUCACCAUCAGGACGUCCCGGCGGCUGCCCAUGCAGAUCGAUGGCGAGCCCUGGAUGCAGCCCCCAUGCACGAUCAGGAUCACACACAUGAACCAGGUCCCUAUCUUACUGGGCCCGCCUCAGAAGACGCCGUUCUUUUUCUUCAAGAAACGCAACCGGAGCCGCGACUAGGAUACAUGCAAGCACCCACAAAAACACAUAGAGUCCAUAUACGCAAACACACACACACAAACACACACAUGCCACCCACUGUACAGGCAGCUCCAUCAGAUGACUGUUCCCUGGUUGGAGAAUGAAAGUGGGACGUUCAUCAACAGGAUCACAGUGGGGAACAUUCCUGAAGUCAGGAUGCCUACAGACAAUUAAUUCCCAGAGGAAUGUGCAGUGAUGGCACCCAAAAAGAAAUUACUCUCAGUACAGCACCGACCUUUUCCUGUGUAACCAUCAUCCUCUAGUUAUUUUCCCCUAAACUACGUCCCAGCCAUGGAUUUAGUUUGAGUUCUCAAACCAAAAAAACUCAUGCCAGUACUGCACUGCCCGCUAAUCAAAACUCUGGUGGCUGGGAUUUUAUCACGGCCCUCAAAUGAAGUACAGAAAGUGAUGGUAAGGGGACGUAGGGGUUUAAAGACAGCAGGUUGUAUGAUGAGAAAGAAAGAAUGCCAACACACUACAGGGAGAAUGAGAGAGUGAGAGCGGUGUGGCAGUAACCGAGGUUGUCAACAAGGCCGGUGAGUAAAUAGAGAAACAUCCACCUCUUCGUUAAAACACCUGUAUGAAUAAUGAAACAGCGGUUGCUUGUAAGAGCGCUCGCUCCGGGGCCUCCCCACAGACUGACAGCACGGCACAGCCCAGCAGAGAAAAGAAGAGCAGCCUCAUCCAUUAUUGACUUAUUUUGUUUGUGGGUUGAUGGCAGCAGGGCGUAACAGUGGCCUGGAAAGGGUUGGAACAUGCAGGGAUUUUGGCCCCUUAGCAUCACUGGGCUACAAAAACAGAUCCUCUAAACCAUAUUUACAGACUGUGUGGAUGAUCUGGCGAUAGACUUCAGGCAGAGGAAGUUCCUGUCCAUUUGUUCUCGGUAUAGAUAUCCAGUUGAGAUUGAAAAGCAGAGAUUGAAGACAUUUUCCUUCUUAAGAAACUCAUCGGUCCUCUGUAGUUGUUGAACGUUACGGAUACAUCUACGCUAAUAAGUUUUCAUGUUUAAGCUGCGUUUUGAGACUAAAACUAUCUCCAGUUUUAGCUCCAGUUGCAGAACUAAUCUCCGUCCACAUUAACACGUCUGACAACACAUAUCACACGACCAUUCACAUACACUCGGCAUGCACAUGCUAGUGUAAACAGGAAGCAGAUUGUCUGACGUUACUCUGCGGUUGAAAAUCAUGGAUGUAUCAGGUUAAAAUAUAGAAGAUCCUUUGGAGAAAGAACAACGGCGAAAAGUAAGAUUAGGGAUUUAUUAGAGGUUUGUAUGUGAGCCUACCUAACUGAGAAGACGUGCAGUGUCAUUUCCAAAAGUCUCUGUUUCUGACAAUAGAUAAAAAAAUGAAAAUACCCUGAAGGUCAACGCCAUCUUCCGCACUAUGGGGCCCGUAGAGCUGGCGCACUAGGGACCUGCUGGUUUAGCGCUUUGGACUAAGAUUCAAUCGGCGGCUCUUCUAGACUUUCUAAAUGUUGUGGUGAAACGAGUCAUUUUGCAGGGGUUGUGACUGAUUUACAGACGUCUCUUUCGCCGUGUAAGUCUAUGGAAAAACGUCUUUUUGAGUCCAUCGCAGUGCGAUGGACAGGGAAGUUGUAACACACCUGUUUUGAUCACUAUAAAUUGGCUUCAAAGUUUGGCGCACUUGCCGGGGGUCUAUUCCAGACUACAGAUUAACCCCGGAGUUUUCAAACCAAAACAUUAAACCAAAUGUCUCAGUUUUACAGGCUCGGAAAGUAGUGUGAAUACAAGGCGUAAACAUGGCAAAAGAUAUUUAUUUUUUUCAAACCAAAACAUAGAUUUAGUCUAACUCUACCAUCUAAAUUGUAUCAACAGCAGCUCCUGUGCACUGUAUGCCAUACAGUACAGGACACUUCUAGUGGAGGAUUGAAAUAAAUCGCCACAAGGCUACAACAGCAUGGGGCCCCAAGGGUUUUUAUUUACCAGAGCAUUGACAGGGGCACUACAUUUAUCUUUCUAUUUCAGGGAGGGUCUUAAUUCUCCCUCAGUGAAACUGUACGCCUAAUUACCAUGUCAAACAUCAACUCACAAUGUCAAGUUUGCUGUUGGAGUGCAAAUCCCCGAGUCUGCCCUUCCUGCUUUAAUGCAUUCAUGACUUGUUUACCAAAUACGGAGGAGAUGGUACUGUGGAGGAAUUGUGUUUGACGGAAGAUGGAUGUAUCAUUCAGAAACCAGAGAGCUUGGUUCAGCGUUUAUGAAGAAAGUAUCCAUAUAAAUGCCCCCUCAAUAUGGCAUAGUAUACUAUACAGUGUGUGCAGAAAGAGUAUAUGUAUAUUUCUGGAACGUAGGAGUAGCUCACAUAUACUGUACACACAAAUGUGUUUUUAAUAUAUCAUUGUAAUUAAUGUGGAAAUCUUAGCUUAGAGGAGUUCAGAUUAGUAUUCUUUGCCGUACUGAGCUGCUGCAGUUGCUCUCUGAGUGAGUUUUGUCUAACUCACAUUGUUUUAGAUCAGGGUUUAGUGUUGGAUCCUCUCCUCUUCUCAGCUUGGCUUUGUCCUUGCUUGUUAAAGAAACUCCGAACAACAAGUGCAUCAAAAUUACAGAAUGUGUGGCAAAAUAAUCUCUUGGUUCAUACGGAGCUUUAAACACAGCAUUCAUCAGCGAAUGGAGCUGGCUGAAGUCCUUGUUUAUCCUCUAAAAGUAAAGCUAGACCAAUAAUAAGUCUAUUGCAGAUAUAUUGAUGUUGGCGUACAUGUUGGCAAAAAAGAAAUAAGAAAUUUCAGUAAAGCAAUGUUCUGAUACUGUAUGAUUGGUGUAUUUAAACAAAAAUAAUCAUCAGCCUCUCUGGGGCUGCACCAACAUUUAGCUAAAUGCUAAUCUCUGCAUUGCUACAUGCUCACAGUUAUGAUGUUAACAUGUUUAUGUUAAGUUCACCAUGGUUUCCAUCUAACUUUAGCAUGCUAAUGUUAAUCAGCACUAAGCACAACUGAGGCUGAUGGGAAUGUCAGUAGUUUUGCAGGUAUUUGUAUCAAAGUAUUAGUGGUAAUAAAGUAAGUAAAGUAAUAGUAUCAAAUUCAACUUUUGACCUGAAAACUUAAAACCACAGAUCUAAACCUCAUGGUGACGCUAGAGGAAAAGUCAGAGGAUCAACUAAGUCAGUAGGAUUUAUCAGCUGGGGACCAUGUAGUAUAUGUCCUCACAAAGUUUCAUGGGAAUGCAUCCACUAGUUAUUGAGUUAAUUCAGUCUGCACCAAAGUGGUGGAUCAACCGAUCAGCAAACCAAAAUUGCCAUCCCUCCCAGUUGGGAUAAAAUAUAGUUUAUUUUUCAACUGUAAAAUGUCCCACUCAGUACAUAUCUUAGCCAUAGUUCUU